Messenger RNA from Osmerus eperlanus (European smelt), 5530 nucleotides. RefSeq names its product immunoglobulin like and fibronectin type III domain containing 1, tandem duplicate 1 (gene igfn1.1). Bases 248 to 4684 code for a protein of 1478 amino acids. Gene Ontology annotation, molecular function: protein binding. NCBI's taxonomy places the organism in Eukaryota, Metazoa, Chordata, Actinopteri, Osmeriformes, Osmeridae. The record is from RefSeq and is a predicted model, not a curated record. The transcript has 27 exons.
GUCUUUGGACUUGCUCCUCAACCCAAAUACAAAGAGAGUCUAAAGUGCUUUUGGCAGUCUCUGCGUCUGGGCAGCAGUGGAGCAUAAAGAGGAGCGCGUCGCUAAGGGGAUUUAUUACCUAGCACACUCUGGAGCGCCCACUCAAAUAUCUGCACGUAUCCAAAGACGUCCUUGGAAGGAUCAGGGCUGAGAACCAGGAGGACUGACAGACCAGAUCUGAAUCUACAGAGCUUGAGACCCAUCCAGGAUGUGGAAGAAGUCGAAAGUCACCGAUCAGACUGCCUCCGGGCAGGGGGUAGGAGGUGCAGAGGGGGGGCUGACCGAAGAGAAAGGCAUCAAGAAGCGAUCCAAAGUUCCCGGGGUGAUGAUCACCCAGUAUGUGGAGGAGAUCCCAGAGGGGAAGAGCCACCCUGACUUCACCCGCAAGCCCAUCGCUCUCACCAUCCAGGAAGGUAAAUUAGCUAUCUUCAAAGCUAUCGUGAUCGGGGACCCUGAACCUGUGGUGACAUGGAGCAGAGCUAAAGGAGAAAUUACCGACAAGGAGAAGUUCCAGAACAAAUAUGACGAUGUGUCCCAUGAACACACGCUGGAGAUCCCUGAUGUCACUUCAGACGAAGCAGAUACUUAUAAAUGCUUUGCUACGAAUGAAUAUGGAAAAGCUGUUUGUACCGUCGUCUUGAAUAUUAUUGAAGUUGGAUUCAAAAAAACGAAGGAAAUGAAAAAGUUAGAAGAAGGUUCUGUGGAGUCUGUACAGUUCAGGAAAAAUUUGAAGAAACGGGAUGGAACUCGUGAGGAGAAACCGAUGGAGACAGACGAGAAGGUCUGGGAGAUUCUGCUCAGCGCAGACAAGAAGGACUACGAGAGCAUCUGCAUUGAGUACGGCAUCACUGACUUCCGUGGCAUGUUGAAGAGACUGAAGCAGAUGAAAAAAGAAAGAGAGGAGGAGAUAGCGCAGUUUGUUGAAAAGAUCGGUAAGCUGAAGCCCAUUACAGUCUCAGCUGAAGAUUCUGCAUCCUUUGAGCUCGACAUGGACCUGAAGGAUCCAAGCAGCAGGAUCUUUCUUUACAAGGACGGUGUCAUGGUUCCUUACACCAAAGAACUGGAUCUGGAGCAGAAACACAACUUGAAACAAGUUGGCAAGAAAUACAUCUUUACAAUCAAGAAUCUGGACCCAGCGGAUGCAGGUCUUUACCAGGUGGACGUGGAGGGAGUCCCUGUCUUCUCUACUGACUUCAAAAUUCCCCCUGUUGAGUUUGCUGUCAAAAUACAGGAAGUGAAGGCAGAGGAGAGGCAGGACGCUCUCUUCCAGUGCGUUUUGACCGUACCGUUGAACGAGAUUACGUGGAUGGGGAAAAACUGCCCUCUGCAGAACGAUGAGAAGUUUGAAAUCACUGUUUCUGAGGACAAGCUGAUUCACAAACUGCUGGUGAAGGAUUGCUUGCCUUUGGACGCUGGUAUCUAUGCAGCUGUGGCAGGCAUUAAGUCGUGCAAUGCCUGGCUUAUUGUUGAAGCCGACAAAAACCCUGAAACGAAAGGCAAAAAAAAGGAACGCAAAACGACGAUGGCGGGAGCGAGUGACCUGGAUCUGGAGAAGAUCGCCAGGGAGCAGCAGGAAAAGUACAAGAAGGACAUGGAGGCAGCCAUGCUGGCGGCUAAGAAGGCCCAGGCCGACAGGGAGGCAGCUGAGGCAGCCGCCGACACGGAGGCAGAGGCAGCCAGAGCUGCCGCUAAAGCUGCCGCUAAAGCUGCAGCCGGGGCUGGGGCCGGGGCUGGGGCCGGGGCUGGGGCCGGGGCUGGGGCCGGGGCUGGGGCCGGGGCUGGGGCUGGGGCUGGGGCUGGUGACGCCUCCGCUGACGCGGCACCAAAAAAGAAGAAAACGACCAAGAAGGUGGUGAAGAAGAUGGUUGCUCAAGCCGCAGAUGGAGGUGCAGGUGCAGGUGGAGCAGAUGAGGGCGGAGCUGCAGGGCAAGCUGGAGCUGAUGGGAUGGUGGAAGUAGAGGUGGAGGUGGAGGAAACCGACGAGGAAGACGAAGCGGUCGUGGUGAAAAAGAAGCGCGUGAGGGACGGUCCUCUCAUCCCGGACACCGUCGUAGGAGAAUCUAAUUAUGAUGACGAAACAUCCGAGGGUGUAAAUGAGAAAAAGGGGAAAUCUUCACGUCGUAAAAAGGAGGGUCCACUGCUAAAGGAAGAGACAGUUGCAGGCAGCGUUAUGUCAGCAGAGCCCGCAGCUGAGGCAGCGGGAGCUGGCAAGCGUUCAGGCCGAACAAGGCAAGGCCCUUUGCUCCCGGACAAGCUUGUUGACCCUGGAGUCCACUUCCACAGUGGGCUGGCGGACUGCAGCGCCAACGUGGGCGAGGCAGCAGAGCUGGUGUGCAAGCUGAGCAGUGAGGACUGCGAGGGGGUCUGGUACAAGGACGGGGAGGAGAUCAAAUCGUCGGAUGGCAUUACCAUUUCCAAAGAUGGAACCUACCAUAAGAUGAAAAUUCAUAAAGUGACAGAGGAAUAUGCAGGGACAUACCGUUUUGAGGCAGACGGAAGGAAGACUGAAUCAACGAUUGUUGUUGAAGACCCACCUAGAUUUGACUCGGAGGGACUGAAGGAAUUUGUAGUUCCAAUCACUGUGAAAAAGGGUCACAAAGCUACCUUUAAGAUGCCUUAUGGUGGCCGCAACCCAAUAAAGAUCCAGUGGUACCUGGAAGGCGAGGAGCUUUCGGAUGACUCGAACAUUAAGAUCGAGCACACCGAAGGCCAGAGCCGUCUGCUCCUCAACAAGCUGCAGCGCAAAGACAGCGGAGAAGUCAAGAUCAAAAUCAAGAAUGAAUUUGGCACCACAGAAGUUGUGACCCAGCUCAUUGUACUUGACAAACCCACGCCUCCCAUGGGUCCUCUGGAGAUCAUCGAGGCGUCUCAGAACUGCAUCGACAUCAAGUGGAGAGGACCGAAGGACUCUGGUGGCUGUAAGAUUGACAACUACAUCAUGGAGCGCCAACAAGUCGGACGCAACACCUGGAAGAAGCUGGGGCCGAUAGGCGCAGAGGCCCACUACAAGGACAGUGACGUGGACCACGGCCGGAGGUACUGCUAUCGUAUCCGAGUUGAAACCGAGAUUGGCACCAGCGAGUUAAUGGAGACAGAGGACGUUCAGGCGGGUACGAAAGCCUACCCCGGACCCCCUUCUGUUCCCAAAGUGGUCAGCGCCUUCAAGGACUGCAUCAACCUGGCCUGGUCUCCUCCCUCCAACACUGGAGGCACCAACAUCCUGGGGUACAACAUGGAGAAACGCAAGAAGGGCAGCAAUCUGUGGGGCCCUGUUAACCUACCAGACGAGCCUAUCAAAGGGAAGACCUUUGGUGUGAAAGACGUGAUUGAGGGCAUGGAGUACGAGUUCCGUGUGUCAGCCAUCAACAACUCAGGAGCGGGUGAAUUCAGCACCCCAUCAGAGUUUGUUUUCGCCAGGGACCCCAAAAAGCCCCCCGGUAAAGUGAUCGACCUGAAGGUGACAGACUCCACCUACACCACCUUGUCUCUCUCCUGGACGAAGCCCAAGGACAUCGAAAAGGUGGAGGACGAGGCCAAGGGCUACUUUGUGGAGAUCAGACCAGCAGAGAACCCUGAAUGGGAUCGCUGUAACUCCAAUGCCAUCACCAUGACGUCCUUCACGGUGAAGGGCCUGAAGUCCAUGGCCAUGUACUGGGUGAGGGUGAUCGCCACCAACGAUGGAGGGCAGGGACAACCCCAGGAACUGGACAACUACAUCCUGGCGAUGCCUCCUCCUGUCAGGCCAAGGUUUACUGACGCCAAAAUCAAGAGCUUCAUGGUGGUGAGAGCUGGGAAUUCAGCUCGUCUCAACAUCAACUUUGAGGCUUCUCCUUGGCCUGAGGUCACCUGGCUGAAGGACAGUGGUCCAGUCUCCAAGCGGGUGACUAUCAGCAACGCUGAGGGUGCUUCUCAGCUGCUGAUCCCCUCCGCUGAGCGCUGCGACACAGGAAUCUACACCAUCAUAGUCAAGAACAUCGUCGGCCAAGAGACCUUCAGCAUUGAGAUCAGAGUCACAGAUGAGCCCAAGCCUCCAGGCCCGGUGGAGGUUGAGGAGAACGUCCCUGGAACCGUGACCGUGUCCUGGACUCCCUCCCCAGACGAGAAGAGAGACGACAGACUGCACUACAUGGUGUCCAAGAGAGACUCCAACAAGAGGCAGUGGAACACGGUGGCAGACCGCAUCUUCAACAACAAGUUCACUGCCUGCAACAUCAUGCCUGGCAGAGACUACCAGUUCCGUGUUUACGCCAAGAACGACAUGGGCUCCUCCAAACCCUCAGAGUCACCUAAGUGGUCAAUCACGGGCAAAAAAGAAAAGUUUUUGCUGAACAUGCCAGAGUCCAAGACUUGCAAUCUGGAGCGACCUCCAAAGUUUCUUGUCCCGCUUAAAAAGCACACGGCUCCUGAAGGUUACGAGUGCUACAUGAGCUGUGCAGUGAGAGGGGACCCCACACCCCACGUCACAUGGUACAGGAACAACAUCAGCCUCAACACCAACACCAACUACUACAUCUCCAACACCUGUGGGGUUUGUUCCAUGCUCAUCCUGAGGGUCGGACCCAAGGACACCGGAGAGUACAAGAUCAUUGCUGAGAACCCUCUGGGAAGGGCAGAGUGCGCCACUAAACUCACAGUCAGAGACUAAAUCAACAACAGGGAUGGGCGCAGCCUCUUAGGGUUCUAUUAGCAUCAGCAGCUUUGAAGAAUUCCUUUUUUCCUGUCUUGUUUGUUUUGGCUGAUAGCAGGGAUCGCAUUUUAAGUGCUGUAUCAACAUAGGAAAGCUGCAAUGUUGGCAUUUUGAAUUAUGCAUGUUCACUGCUUCUUGUUUUUAGUGGCCCUUAAGAAAUUUGAAAAACAAUUACAUUUAAACUGAGCUGGGUGGUCAGAUGGGGAUAAAUGCUCACAGGAUAAAUUGGCAGAUGUGUGGUAGUGAUUCACUAACUGCAAAGAUACUAUAUCAUUAAAUGGUAAGAUUGACAAAUGAUAGAAUGGGUUUUGUAUGGAGUUUAUUCUUCUUUUAAGAAUUUAGUUUUGUUGUAUAGGGUUUUAUUAUUGGUUGUUUUGAUUUAUUUAGCUUUUGUUAUUCUUAAAUUUCGAAUUUACAAUGUUGCAACAUCAGCUAUGACCUAAAACAAAAAAAAUUGAAGAAAAAAAACAAUGUGAAUUCGCUGUAAUGUAGAUAUUUAUAUGAUGGUGACUACUGUGAGGGAGCUUGUUGUAAAUAAAUAUCUCAAGCUCAUAUUUGAAUACCCAAGCCAGUUCAUAAACAUACAUUAAGCACAAAUGAACAAUCUUGAGUUGAACUACACACAACAUUUGGAGUGAAAUGGUGGUAUAAUAUGACCUAAACAAUUGCUUUGAUGUAUAUUUAAUAGGUAAUAUGUACUGUAAUUACAUUUCAUCAAGGUCAUUUACGUUCAAAAUUUGACUCCUCGUACAACUUGUGAACUAUUUUGUGACAUAAACCUUUAUGUGAGCUGUAUUCAAAUGA